UUCGAGACAGUGAGAGAUCCCGUUAGCGCCACGGAAAAGAGACCGGCACGCGCCUCGUACCGCCAAUCUUACUCCACGAACACAAGUCUGAUUCGCCGCCGGUCGCCGGAGGAUAUAUAGCGUUGCCACAACGACCAUCUCUCCCUGCCCUGCCUCCUCGAACCAACACCAGAAGGAAAGAAUCCAUCUACCAUCCCUAACUCUCGAUCGGCGACGAUGAUGCAGCACGCCAUGGAUCCCUGGGCCUUUGCUCGCCCUCCGCCGCCCGGCUUCGGGUUCUCCUGCGCUCGCCAGCCCGUCGCCGACUUGUCCGCCCGUCUUCGACCUCCACCCUCUGGCUUCGUAUUCUCCUGCGUUCGGCAGCCCGUCGCCGACAGCUUGCCCGCCCGUCUUCGAACUCCGCCCCCCAGUAUCAAAUUCCCCUGCGCCCAGCUGGCCGUCGACGACGUGCCCGCCCGUGUUCGACCACCGCCUCCCGGCUUCUCCCGUCUUUGCAACAAGGUGCUCCCGCCAUCGCCCCGCGAGAUCACCGUGCCGCCGAAGUUCUCAAAGCGCGCGGCACCGCCGGUAUCCACAACCGUCUCCGACAAGCCCUCCGCGAAGCGCCAGCGGCUGUGCUCCGACUACGAAGACGACAUCGAAGCCAACCUCCGGCGGACGGAGCGGAGCCCCGAGGAGCGGCCGCGGCCGGACUACAUGAAGACGGUGCAGCAGGGCCGAGUGAGCCCGUCGGACCGCGCCCGCCUCGUCGGAUGGAUGGACGCGUUCGUCCGGCACCACGACCUCGUCGACGGCACGCUCCACCACGCCGUCGCCUACGUCGACCGGGUCCUAUCCGUGCGCGCCAUGAACACGCAUACCGACUACGAGCUCCGCCUCCUGGGUGCCGCGGCCGUCUUCGUGGCCGCCAAGUACGAGGACGGCUGGCGCACCAUGCCGAAGCUGGACCCCGACAAGAUCGUCAGCUACGGCAGGUUCGCCUCGAGAAAGGAAGUGCUCGAUAUGGAGCGCCACAUGGUGGCGGCGCUCGGGUACCAGCUGGGCGGCCCCACGGCGCACACCUUCGUCAGCCGCUUCACCAAGCACGCACAAGAAGGAGAGGAGGACCUGAAGAAGAUCCAGCGCAUGGCGCAUCACCUCGCGGACGAGUCGCUGCGAAACUACGCGUGCCUCGGCUACCUGCCGUCCGUCGUGGCGUCGUCUGCAAUCUUGCUGGCGAGGUUUGCGCUGAACCCGCCGGACGUACCGGCGUGGAGCACGGAGAUGCAGGAGCUCACGGGGUACAACGUCAUGAACUUGGCCGGAUGCCUGCAUGCUAUGCACAGCUUCUCCCAGUCGCUGUUAUGUGACCCCCAUUGCUGAUCAUCGAGGACAUGCAGUAGAAUCGCGUGGAAGUUAAUGUUCAUGUGUAUAUGCAUCUGAAGUAUUCAGGGUAGUAUAGUGUGUUUAUGUGGAGAACAGUCAGACAGAUUGAUAUGGAUUUGGUGUAAAUUGCUGCGAGUAUCUCCCUGUGAAUUGAACUGUGAUCGACCGCAUUGAACAUGCACAUUGAUAAGGACUGUACAAUCUUGAGGAAGUUGUUUGUAAUGUUUAGGCAUAUGCACCUGAAGUCAAUGCAUGGAUUGCCUCACUUUUUUCAUCCAUUUACACUAGCUUUUAUGUUGAGAAGAAUAGUCAAACUGAUUGAUGGAUUUGGUGUAAAUUGUUGGGACAGUAUUGUGUCCCU
Messenger RNA from Lolium perenne, 1726 nucleotides. RefSeq names its product putative cyclin-F2-1. The record is from RefSeq and is a predicted model, not a curated record. NCBI's taxonomy places the organism in Eukaryota, Viridiplantae, Streptophyta, Magnoliopsida, Poales, Poaceae.